Molecule: messenger RNA, 883 nt
Organism: Schizosaccharomyces japonicus yFS275
Lineage: Eukaryota; Fungi; Ascomycota; Schizosaccharomycetes; Schizosaccharomycetales; Schizosaccharomycetaceae
Product: N-acetyltransferase Ats1
Exons: 6
Coding region: 183-707 (174 amino acids)
Molecular function (GO): N-acetyltransferase activity; acetyltransferase activity; transferase activity
Source: RefSeq, a predicted model, not a curated record
UUUCGAGCCUAUUCUUUACAAAGAAGCGCGACACUCGUAGAUAACAAAUCAUGUGGUAAUCUUCUUUCACAGCAUCACAGAUGAUUGUAAGUGUUACUAGUUGCGCCGUUUUAAAGUUGGCCUAUAAAUUCAUCAAUUCAUUCUCUCUUUGUAAUUAUUGCUUUAUUCAAAAUUAAAAUACGAUGACUAACAAAACUACCGCUGUUGUGCGCAGACUUAAACGCGAAGAUUGCCCAGUGGUACUCCAAUUCAUUAAAGAAUUAGCAGAGUAUCAGAAAGAACCUCAACAAGUUGAAGCUACUGUCGAGAAACUCGAAAAGGCAUUCGGGUUCGUAGAAGGAACUCCUGCUGUUCCUCGGGGCGUACUUGUCGAGGAAAAUGGAGAGCCGGUUGGAAUGGCAAUCUACUUCCCCAACUUCAGUACUUGGACUGGAUGUCUUGGGGUUUACUUGGAGGACCUCUAUGUUAGACCGUCUGUCCGGGGAAAGGGAUACGGUAAACUGUUGCUUUCUUUCUUAGCUCGUGAAACAGUUCUUCUGGGCGGAAAACGGCUAGACUGGUCUGUGCUGAACUGGAACAAAAACGCCAUUGAGGUUUACAAGCGUGUUGGCGCUAAAGCUCUGCAUGAUUGGAUUCACAUGAGACUGUCAGAUGAUGAACUAGAAUCGAUGGCAAAGGCUUUCCCAGAGGGUGUUCUAAUUGACUGAUUAAAUUGCAGUUUAUCUUACUCUUUAAGAUCUUCAACGACUCUUGUUGCUACAAAAAAGUUCAUGAACGAAGAAAGAAAUGGCAUGUGUAUACAGGAAGAAAAACAACUUCAUUUCGCCUAGACUCGAUAUUAAUAAGAAUUUUAUCUUUGAUUUGUAUAUUUCUCGCAAGCAGA